Messenger RNA from Diospyros lotus (date-plum), 897 nucleotides. RefSeq lists its product as uncharacterized. The record is from RefSeq and is a predicted model, not a curated record. The transcript has 6 exons. Bases 180 to 671 code for a protein of 163 amino acids. Lineage: Eukaryota; Viridiplantae; Streptophyta; Magnoliopsida; Ericales; Ebenaceae.
CUCUCUCCACAACAAGGGGGACAACAACAACUUUGAGAGGCAGGCGAAUGGCGGAGGAGAUGCGAAGCGCGUAGUCCUCCGAAUUGCUUCUCCCAUGCUUCUCUGCUGAGCAUCAGCUUGCCGCCGCAAUACAUCGGAUUCCCAGUGCUGGUGCUGGUGCUGGUGGAGAGAGAACGGAGAUGCUGGAAAACCCUAGCGACUCGUCCCCCGCAGCCACCGUCAAACGCUAUGGUCCGCCCAAUCAGAGGGCUCGUUCUCUCGGCAGGCGCAAAUCGGGAGGAGAACGGAUUGACCGAAUAAACAGCAAUUACCCUAAUGAUGGAGAGAAGAGUCAAAUUGCUUCCUCAAGAAAUGUUCCUGUUGCCGGUCAUGGGGAUGCACUUGGCAGCUAUCUGGCUAAUGAUAAUACUAAUCCAGGAUUAAUACCCUUGCACGGGUGUAGUAAGAGUAAAUCAGUUCAGCUUCUGAAUCAGCGUUGGGCUGCUACCAUAAAAGCGUAUAAUGAUCCAUCAAUAGAUUUAGCUGAAAGGCCUGUUAUGUAUUCAGGGAGUAGUGCAUCGGCAUGGGGACACUUUAGACUUCCUCAUCAGAUGGAUUUCUUGAAUGAGCUUAGGCGUGCAAUGCAUAAUGCAAGUGCCAACCCGUCUUCUAAAUUGGAUUCAUGGGGCUAGAAUCUUUUUGUUUGGUUUUGGACUUCCAGAAUACUGCUAAGAGUUUCUGAUAAGGAGUUUGUUGUAUGUACUCUUACAAUCCAGUUUGAUGCUUCAUAUAUAGGUGGCACUCCUUAAUUAUUUGGCAGGGUAUGGUUGUAUGAUGUAUGUCAUAGUUUAUAGGUAGACUUAGCCCAAUAUAGACAAUCCUUGUUUGGUUGAAUUAUUGAAUGGAACAUUUGAUUUC